Kalmanozyma brasiliensis GHG001 is the source of this 591-nucleotide messenger RNA. RefSeq lists its product as uncharacterized. The record is from RefSeq and is a predicted model, not a curated record. Bases 1 to 591 code for a protein of 196 amino acids. The transcript has 2 exons. Lineage: Eukaryota; Fungi; Basidiomycota; Ustilaginomycetes; Ustilaginales.
AUGAAGUUCAGCAUCCUCCCCGUCGCCCUUCUCGCCGCCUUCGCCGCUACUGGCGCCGUGGCCCAGGACAGCUCUUCCGCGUCCAGCUCGGAGUCGACGUCCAGCUCGGCGUCCUCGUCCGUGUCUUCGAGCAGCGCUGCUCCCACUUCCAUGUCGUCCAGCUCGUCCAGCGGCAGCAGCGGUGGCUCCGGCGGUGGAGCCAUGAGCGUUUGCACCCCUCUCGGCGGUGACGCCCGCAACCCCCCUGCUGCUUGCCCUUACAGCUCCACCUCGAUCCCCCCUUACGACCUCAACUCGUUGAUCUCGUACUUCAUCUACGGCUACACCCGUGGUCCCGAGGCCAAGUCGCCCGAUGAGGUCGCCAGCGAGAUGGCCGGCUCGGUUCUGCAGUACUACCCCACCCUCACCACUCCCGAGUCGGUUUUGGCCGAGUCGUUCGCUGUCGCCAUCUCGGCCACCAUCCAGGCUGUCGCUGACGGCAAGCUCACCGCGGCGGAUCUGCACUCGCCCAACGCUGCCGUGCCUGCCAACUUGAUCCAGUGGGGUGUUGCCGCUGCCGCCAUUGUUGCUGCCGGUGCCUUUGCUCUCUAA